Prunus mume (Japanese apricot) is the source of this 1405-nucleotide messenger RNA. Lineage: Eukaryota; Viridiplantae; Streptophyta; Magnoliopsida; Rosales; Rosaceae. The record is from RefSeq and is a predicted model, not a curated record.
UUCACGUUUUCUUCUCUUUGGGCGCCGCAUUCCCAUUCUGAAAUCUCCGCUUCUCGACGUGGCUUUCUUGCACUCUCUACCCUUCCGAUUUCCCCGGUUCAGUUCUUUCUCAGCCAAAUAGACAUCUCUUGAGAUCGAACAAAGUUCUAUGGAAUCGGAUCGCCUCCCGAAGUGGCUUCGUGGGCUUUUUUCCAAACCCUCCGAUCGAGUCGGAUCGACGCAGAUCGGACAAAAUGAAAUGGAGGUUCCUACGUCUGUCGUAGAUGCGGCUUGGCAGCGGCUUGAAGAGAUGUGCCCAUCGUCGAAGCAGUUUCGUGGGAUUGAAUCCAAACCUUCCGAUCGAGUCGGAUUGACGCAGAUCGGACAAAAUGACAUAGAAUUCAGUUCGCGGCUUCCCAAGUCUUUCAUGGAGGGGUAUUGUCAGCGGAUUGAGGAGCGUUGUCGGCGGAUUAAAGAGGAGUACAGAGAGAUUAAAUCCAAUCCCUCCCCCUAUUUUGCGUGCCGCAUACUCGAGCGGAACUUACGUGAAUGGCUAUUUGGAAUCAGAGGCCCUAGCGGAACUGAAUACGUAGGUGGGAUUUAUAUUGGGAAGAUCCUCUUCCCGAAGGAGUACCCAUUGAAGCCUCCUUCAUUCGUGUUUCUUACGACAAAUGGUCGCUUCAAAACCCACAACAAGAUCAGGAUAAAGCGACUGGAUGAGUGGCAGCCAUCAUGGUUGAUGCGAGAUGCUUUAGAUGCACUUAUCGAAGAAAUGCCUACCGACCCAGAUGGUGGUUCAGUAGAAUAUAGUAAGAAACAAAGGCGAGAGUGGGCACGCAGCUCUCGUGCAGCCGCCCCAGAAUGUAGCAGUCCUGAACGGCAGAAGCUAGUUGAAGAGAUUCAUAAUUAUCUGCUAAGCAAGUCAUCACCUGAUCCUGUUCCUUCCCAAAAUCAUGGAGCCAAAAGAAAGCACGGCACAGGCAGCGGCGGCGGCGCAAACGGCUCUGUCGUGAAUGUUAUUGGGAAUAUAUUUAAUGCAAAUAAUUCAAAGGGAGUAGGGAUUUUGGAUUCUAUGAAUGAGGCCUCCAACCCCAAGAAAGCAAAACUAGACGACCAUGUUUAGAAUGCCAAUUCUUCAGCCCAACACUUGUGUUUUAGUCCACCGUUGGUUCUGUAGGUAAGAAUAAGUAGUUAGAUUCAGUAUGAAUUGCCCUCCAGUCGAAAUCAUUCGAAUUUUAUUUUAAUUUGUGUGCAUAUGUUCAUGAAAUUCUUGUCGUGUGGGAUGAAGUUAAUGCCCGAACAAGUUUUAGGAAUUUAGGCCAAUAUCCUCUGUUUAAAACUUUGUUGUCUGAGCUGAGAGUAGUGAAUAAUUCAAUUCUGGGCACUUCUUUCAUGUCAAGUUAAACCUCUCUACUUCUUGAGGCAA